This is a messenger RNA of Beauveria bassiana ARSEF 2860, 255 nucleotides long. RefSeq lists its product as uncharacterized. Lineage: Eukaryota; Fungi; Ascomycota; Sordariomycetes; Hypocreales; Cordycipitaceae. The record is from RefSeq and is a predicted model, not a curated record. The transcript has 3 exons. The coding region runs from base 1 to 255 and encodes 84 amino acids.
AUGGUCAAGGAUGACCAACACAUGGCGGUGCCGCUCGUCUUGCAGAUUUCUAUCGGCUCUACGGUUCAAAUCAACUUGACAUCGCUGAACGCGCUGCCGGCCGAUUAUUACCCGGACCGGACGUCAAUAAUGCAGGCGGCGAGCGACCUGUUCCGGUGCGAUGAUGCAGGGCAUAGCGUUUCCGGCGCUGUGAGCGGUGGGGCAGUAUGGCCGGAGUGGCGCAAGAAGGGGAAUCAGUGUAUCAGAGGCGCGUGA